CGGCACUGGGCCUGUACUCACUGGAGUUUAGAAGAAUGAGGGGGGACUUCAUUGAAACGUACAGAAUAGUGAAAGGCUUGGAUAGAGUGGAUGUGGAGAGGAUGUUUCCACUGGUGGGAGAGUCUAGGUCUAGAGGUCACAUCCCCAGAAUUAAAGGACGUUCUUUUAGGAAAGAGAUGAGGAGGAAUUUCUUUAGUCAGAGGGUGAUGAAUCUGUGGAAUUCUUUGCCACAGAAGGCUGUGGAGGCCAAGUCAGUGAAUAUUUUUAAGGCAGGGGUAGAUAGAUUCUUGAUUAGUACAGGUGUCAGGGGUUAUGGGGAGAAGGCAGGAGAAUGGGAGAGAUAGAUCAGCCAUGAUUGAACCGCAGGGUAGACUUGAUGGGCCAAAUGGCCUAAUUCUGCUCCUAUCACUUCUGACCUUAUGAACACUGGGGACAAUUUAUAAUUCUUACCAAAGCUGAUAAGAAUAAUUCUUACCGACAAACCUGCACGUCUUUGGAGUGUGGGAGGAAACCAGAGCACCCGGAGAAAACCCACGCAGGUCCACGCGGGGAGAGAACGCACAAACCUGGUACAGACGGCAGUCGAGGUCAGGACGGAACCCGGGUCUCUGGCGAUGUGAGGCAGCAGCUCUACCCGCCGCCCAUGCUGCUUGGACGUGACUGCUGGCCGUGUGGAUAGAAGCCGUGGCCGGCGGCUGCUCAGCCCAAGAGCCCCCCUCGUUGUAACAAUGACCCCACGCCCAGUGGACCUCGUCUCCCAUUGGCCGCCCGCGGUUUCUAUGACGACGUCCCCCCCCCCGUCUCUGACCUCAGCGGUGGGUGUCGGAGGUCAAUCUUUGUUAGCCAAUCAAAAAUGAAAGGGCACCAAAGGCAGCAGUGGGUUGGAUUGUGGGGCAAAGAUUUGACUCGCUUCAGCCCAAUAGGCAUUAGACGGGGCAAGCUGCGAGACACGUCUCCUCUGCGGCACAAACCUCGCUCCGACGUUCAUUUGGAGAAGGAAACGCAAAAUAUAUUGGAGCAUGCAUGAGAGUGGAGCACACCAUGUUUGCUAAAGACGUAUAUUUGCAGUUUAUGCGAAAGCACUUCGCUCAGAAACAGACAGGGUUUCAGAAGAAGCUGCUUCUGCCGCGCACCACCCAAGUGGUGAUCGAGGACGGCUUUGAGGGGCUCGUCCAUCGCUUGUGUGAACCGUGGGAUCUCCACGGACUCCCCACCAAGGCGUCAGAACAGCCCGUGUGCUGGCCCCAGGAGUGCCAGGUCAUUAAGGAGAGGAUCAGGCACAUUGAGGGGGUCUCGCUGGGCCCAGAACUGCUUUACCGUGCAACCGGUCUGGAACAAGCCCCGAUCUACACGGACACCGAUGAGGGUGAAUUGGUUUACGAAACCAAUAAAGAUUACCUGCAGCCGUUCUUCACCUUUGCCCGAGUGGGAGGGAGUUCGCGGCCACUGACGGAGGCAGCCGUUAACAUCGGCCAGCAGGACAACACCCUGAUAUUCGAGUCUCGCUUUGAGUGCGGCAACCUGCAGAGAGCUCUUAAAGUGGGUGAACGCGAGUACACGCUGGUGUUGCGGACGGACAUGUACACGGCCAGACACACGCAGUGGUUUUACUUCCAGGUGCGGAACACCCGCCGCUCGCUGCCCUACCGCUUCACCAUCGUCAACCUGAUGAAGUCCAGCAGCCUGUACAACAGGGGCAUGAAGCCGCUCCUCUACUCGGCUCGGGACGCCCAGGACGGCGGCCGGGGCUGGCGCAGGGUGGGCGACCAGAUCAACUACUACAGGAACGGCCAUGUGUCGGGCGGGGGUCGCCAGUACUUCUCCCUCACCUGGACCUUCCAGUUCCCCCACGACGCCGACACCUGCUACUUCGCCCACUGCUACCCCUACACCUACUCCGACCUGCAGGACUACCUGCUCCAGGUGGCCACCAGCCCGGCCAAGAGCAAGCUGUGCAAGGUGCGGGUCCUGUGCCGGACGCUGGCCGGCAACAUGGUCUACCUGCUGACCGUCACCAACCCGUCUCGCAGCCCGCGGGAGGCGGCGGCCAAGCGGGCGGUGGUGCUGACGGCCAGGGUGCACCCGGGCGAGAGCAACAGCUCCUGGGUGAUGAAGGGGCUCCUCGACUGCCUGCUGGGCAGCUCGGCCGACGCCUGCCUCCUGCGCGACACCUUCCUCUUCAAGAUCGUGCCCAUGAUCAACCCCGACGGCGUCAUCGUCGGUAACUAUCGUUGCUCCCUCGCCGGCCGCGACCUCAACCGCCAGUACCGCACCAUCCACAAGGACCACUACCCCCCUGUCUGGUACACCAGGAGGCUCAUCAAGAGGCUGCUGGAGGAGAGGACGGUGCUGUUGUACUGUGACCUCCAUGGGCACAGCCGCAAGCAGAACGUCUUCAUGUACGGCUGUCAGGAGCAGAGCACCCUGGCCACCUGCGCCCAGCAGCGGGUGCUGCCUCUCAUGCUCAGCAAGAACUGCAACGACAAGUUCUCCUUCCAGAGCUGCAAGUUCCACAUCAAGCGGGAGAAGGAAGGGACGGGGCGAGUGGUGGCGUGGAGGUUGGGCGUAGCCAACAGUUACACGCUAGAGGCCACCUUCUGCGGUUCUACCAUCGGAAAUAAAAGCAAUAUCCAUUUCAACGUGGGAGAUCUGGAAGGUAUGGGCGCGCAGUUUUGCGACACACUGCUGGACUACUGUGACCCUGACGAAUCCAAGUAUAGCCAAUGCUUAAAGCAGCUGAAGACCCAGAUGAAGGAGGUUAUUGCAACCAAGAUGGGGCUAUCCAGCGGCGAGUAUGAUUCAGACACUCCACUCAACGAGAUCCUGUCCUGCAUUGAAUCCAGUUCCGCUGGAUCUAACAGUUCCGUUUCCGACGAGUCGUCGUUUGUUAACAAGGAGUGCACCGAUUUCUCUGCACAGGAUUUGGUACAGAGGAAAAAACAACUAAAAACCAAGAGAGUGAGAGGAAAUUCCUACUUGAUGAGGAAGGCCUUGGACAUGGAAAACAAACAGCAGCUUCCCCCAAAAGUCCAGCCUCCCAAGUCAGCUCGGCAGACGGGAAGGCUACAGAGACAGGCUCCCCACUCCCCCUACCACAACGGCAGUGACCUGGACUCAGACCCCAACGCCAAGGUCCGAUGCAGAAGGAAUGAUGACUACCUUUCGGGCAGAGUCAGCGUGAAAGAGCUGACGUGGGUCCCUCAGCCCAACAAGGAGAGCACUGGGCCUUACAUGACGCCUCACUUGAUCGUCUCUCCGGUACAAUUCUUCCCCGUCGGUAAAACGAAGCUCCCUCUCAUCGAUCAAGCGACAAACAGGCAGUGGAAGACAUGCCGAAAAAAAACUAUCUAUAACGUUGUGGCUGUGCCUACAUCCCUCCUAGCAGCAAAUGGGUACAGCUGCGAGACCUCCUCACCGAUGGCGGGCCGUAACUCGGUGUUGAAUGUGGAGCGCCCGCGGACCAGGGGGCCGGGCCGGGCCUGGAACCGGCAACCCGAGGUGAAGAUGGCCCUGACCAAUGCAGACAGGAGCCGACCAGCAGCCCACAACAGAAGCCAGCGGCCACGCUUGAGGAAGCAAGUUUGCAAAGAGAGGAGGCCGGUUGGCGUGACUGGGAUCAAGAGGAACCCGAGGAUGAAGAGGGGGAAGGAGAGCCGGCCCAGGUCAGAUCGGAGCGCGGCAUUCACCCCCCUGUGGCAGGAGGCAGUGCCCAGACGCCCGACUGCCAGACGCCAGACAACGAGAACCGUCUCCAGCACCCUGUCUCCCAAGGCCACUGGCUUUCACCUGUUCCCAGCGAGCAAGUACGCUCCCGAAUUGGAGGACAGCUCCGACUCAUCGUCCCAGAGCAGUUCCUCCUCAGCAAGCUCGGACACAAUGUUCGGCAGCUACCUGGACAUCGUGAAAAUCCUGUGCCGUUGCCAGCAGCGAUCCAAAUGGUCAUUCGGUUACGCCGGCCAAGGGUUCAGGUCAAAGGUCCUCACCCACUCUCCAGAGUCCCUCUACAGCCCUCUGGGCACUGCCAACAUUCUGGGAGAAAGCCCAGAGGUUUCAGACGAGGAGAUGCCCUCAUCAUCCCCGGCUGGGCCAGGAGGUUCCUUGUUGACGCUGAAGUUGGGCCUGAACGUGGGGGAGGAAGCGGCGUGCCUCGGCCUGGAAGGGGAGGAGCAGGGUGAGGACCACCCUCUGGAAAACCUCUUCACCAAAGCAAGAGCAGGACCCCAGAUGGCCAGGCCCAACAAGGAGGAGCUUGGCUCCUUCUCCCUGGUGUACAGGAAGCACGUCAAGAGCCAAGGCAAGGAGGAGCAGACGAGAAGAAAGGAAAAGUCACCCCGUAAAUCAGCCGGGAAGAUUGGACCGAGUAUGGCCAACCAGAUCAAACAUUAGUUUAGUUUAAAUCAUUAUUGGUUUAUUUUACAUUGAAUUUAUCGGCAUUAAUAAAGUUCACUCCACCUGGCUCAGGUCAGUAAUAGGAAGUGUGUAACAAAAGAAAGAUUCUUAAGUCUGAAGAAGGGUCAACAUGUCACCCAACACGUCACCUGUCCACCUUCUCCACAGAUGCUGCCUGACCCGCUGAAUUACUCCAGCACUCUGUGGAACGUCACCUAUCCAUGUUCUCCACAGAUGCUGUCUGACCUGCUGAGUUACUCCAGCACUCUGUGAAACGUCACCUAUCCAUGUUCUUCAGAGAUGCUGCCUGACCCGCUGAGUUACUCCAGCACUCUAUAUCUAUCUUUUGUAUAAACCAACAUCUGCUGUUCCUUUUUAUUACAGCAAGUAAUGUAGUUUUUGAAGCUCUCACUUACGUUGAAUUAUCCGACUGUAAUAUAGCGAAAGAUAUAUUGUUCUGUAAUCAGUUUCUCUACAUCGAUGAGACCAAGUGUAGACUCGGCGAUCGCUUCGCCCAACACCUCUGCUCAGUUCGCACUAACCAACCUGAUCUCCCGGAGGCUCAGUACUUCAACUCCCCUUCCCAUUCCAAAUCUGACCUUUCUAUCCUGGGCGUCCUCCAUGGCCCAAGUGAAUCCCACCGCAAAUUGGAGGAGCAGCACCUCAUAUUUCGCUUGGGUAGUUUACAUCCCAGCGGUAUGAACAUUGACUUCUCCAAUUUCUGGUAGUCCCUGCUUUCUCCCACCUUCCCCUCCCCUUCCCAGCUCUCCCACAGUCCACUGUCUCCGCCUCUUCCUUUCUUCUCCCCCACCCCCACAUCACUCUGAAGCAAAGAUCCUAUAGCGAGCAAGAUAGAUCACUUGACGAAAAAGACGUAGUACGGACAUGGGCAGAUUCACUGGUAAUUUUCGGCCCCAUUUCCGUAACCGGCUUCCGUCUCCCCACCAAAAGUCCCAUAGGAUACUAGUGCGGAGACGGAAGCCGGUUACGGAAACAUCCUCGUAAAAAUAAAAGUUAUUUGGUAAAAAUUUAUUAACACAAACUGUUCCCCCGCAACGUUGAUUACACUGCGAGUCGGGUCGGGUUACUGAAAUGGAUGA
This is a messenger RNA of Leucoraja erinaceus (little skate), 5489 nucleotides long. RefSeq names its product cytosolic carboxypeptidase 2-like. Gene Ontology annotation, biological process: proteolysis. The record is from RefSeq and is a predicted model, not a curated record. The transcript has 19 exons. The coding region runs from base 1024 to 4386 and encodes 1120 amino acids. Gene Ontology annotation, molecular function: metallocarboxypeptidase activity; zinc ion binding. NCBI's taxonomy places the organism in Eukaryota, Metazoa, Chordata, Chondrichthyes, Rajiformes, Rajidae.